GUGACUCAUCACGUGAUACUGGUCACGUGAUACCUGCACAGAGACGGUGCGAGGCGGAAGGUUAAAAGAAAGGACGAAAACUGAGCUGAAUUGUAAAAAUGGACGAGGAGUGGUCCAGUGUUGUAGAGCAAGCGCUUCAAUAUGCAUCUCCACUUCCGGUUCUCGAAGUCACAUCAGCUGACACUUCCGGUACAGAAACUUCACAUGCAUGCAUUUCCGCUGUGACCAUGCCACAUUUUAAUUCAUUCAGAAAUGUACAACAAAACUCUAGCAUGUUAGAAACGCAUAAUAACUUAAAUGACAGCGGCGAUUUGCAACACAAUUCCGCGACUUCGUUACACCCACACAGUAUAGGCAGUGACGUCAUCAGUAAAGACAAUAAUAGUAACAGAUGUACCCAAACAUUCCUUGAUCUUGUAUCAGUUACAGAAGGAAAAGAUCAUUAUGAUGACGUCAUAACAAGCAAUAACUUACCCACCGACCAGACUGGCACUAUUUCCCACCACACGGGCAGCACCAUUUCCACAUCGACUAUUAACGAAGAGGCCCCUAGCAGCACUAACACUGGCACCGUGCCAAUUACUUCAAGCAUGUGCGAACCGUCCAUAGAGAGCGAAAGGAAUACGGAACCAAAAGUCAAAAAGACCAGAAAAAGAGUAAGGAACCCAGAUCCACCACCCGAGCCCAUCCUGCCCCCUUGCAGUGUUUGUGAUGAAAAGUCUUCCGGGUAUCACUAUGGGGCUAACACCUGCGAAGCUUGCAAGGGAUUUUUCAGAAGAACGCUUAAGAAGAAUGAAGUAAAUUACAAAUGUAAAUGUAAACCGGAUGAGAAGGAACAAUGGAAACGAGGCACCGUGAAAAAUGGCUGCGCAUCAUGUAGAUAUAAAAGAUGCGUAAGUGUAGGAAUGUCUAAAGACGCUAUUAAAAUAGGAAGAUAUACAUUGCAACACAAGACGGAAAACAUCAACCAAGUGAAGUCUGUAGAACCAGUAGAUAAAAUGAUAGAUGCUGCUAUGAUUUCUGAAAGUAGUCCGUCAUCAUCAUCCGGGAUAGAUAUAAGUUCCCCUGGUGACGUCACAAGCUCGAUUGAUGAUGUUCGAAUCGACGCCGUCACCAAAUUAUCUAUCCACCCAAGACGAUGUGGCUCCAUCACCUUCUAAAAAAGACAAAAUAGUGUGUAGACAGGAAAUUGUUACAUUAAAGGAAGUUGAGACGAUGGUGGCAGUCAUUACACAAGCUCAGACUAAAAUGGACUUUGACGACUACAGAUUACCUAUAGAAGUUAUCAAACAGAAACAAACAGAAUACUUGG
This is a messenger RNA of Ruditapes philippinarum (Manila clam), 1312 nucleotides long. RefSeq names its product nuclear receptor subfamily 1 group D member 2-like. Gene Ontology annotation, biological process: cell differentiation; hormone-mediated signaling pathway; positive regulation of transcription by RNA polymerase II. Gene Ontology annotation, molecular function: zinc ion binding; RNA polymerase II cis-regulatory region sequence-specific DNA binding; nuclear receptor activity. The transcript has 6 exons. Bases 99 to 1160 code for a protein of 353 amino acids. The record is from RefSeq and is a predicted model, not a curated record. NCBI's taxonomy places the organism in Eukaryota, Metazoa, Mollusca, Bivalvia, Venerida, Veneridae.